This is a messenger RNA of Malaya genurostris, 843 nucleotides long. RefSeq lists its product as uncharacterized. Bases 43 to 843 code for a protein of 266 amino acids. Lineage: Eukaryota; Metazoa; Arthropoda; Insecta; Diptera; Culicidae. The record is from RefSeq and is a predicted model, not a curated record. The transcript is spliced from 3 exons.
CAUCAUCGGAACGCAAACCCAAGUGACUACCAGAAUUCGGAGAUGAUCGGCAGAAGGGGGAUGUUCAUCAUGUUGAUCGAUAUCAUGACGGCUAUCGAAAUAUUAGGAGAAAACAGCGGAAGUUACGAUGGGAAUCUCGUGUUACAGAAACUGGGGAUAGCGCGAACGAUAAGCGGAUCAUAUGAUGUUAGGGUGAGUGUAAAUUUGGAAGAAUUACUAACAAUUAUGGAUAGAACUAGACAGGGGGUACAGUCCCUGGUGGAGGACUGCAAAGCUGCACCAAGAACGAUAGAUCCUAACCGGUGCAGGGAUUUAAUUAAAAUGCUUGAGGAAGAUAGCAAAGAAAUAUACGACCUCGGAGAAAUGAUAAGGAGAUCGCCGAGGGGAAGGAAACGCCGAAGCGUGUGGAACGCGAUAGGGCUAAUGGACUCCGAAGAUAGGAGAAGAAUGGAUAUGGAUAUAGAUAGGCUAAGAGGCAAUGAGGAAAAAAUAAAAGAGCUAACGUAUCAACAAACUGCAGCCGUCGAUUCAAUUUAUAACUUGGUGAAUGAGUCAGUGCAUCAGAUAGAUCUGAAGGCUAUUGAAACAUAUCGGAAAGACGAAGAAAUGAAAAACGAGGUUCUCAGGGACAUGAACCAAACAGAAUCAACAAGAGACUUAUUGUUGAUGGAAAUGACAGAAAUAAGAAAAGUAGUGGAAUGGCGAAACAUCACCCACCUAAAGAAAAGCAUGCGAAACCACCAUCGAAACGUACCAACGUCAGCUGGACAGUUCCUGGGUAAUCCCAUCCUCCGGUUACGACCGGCUACCAGCUGGAGGCUGGAACUCCCAGAGUUGCUGUGA